Messenger RNA from Dicentrarchus labrax (European seabass), 4548 nucleotides. It is a transcript of the gene pag1, whose product is annotated as phosphoprotein membrane anchor with glycosphingolipid microdomains 1. The transcript is spliced from 9 exons. Gene Ontology annotation, biological process: negative regulation of T cell activation; intracellular signal transduction. The record is from RefSeq and is a predicted model, not a curated record. Gene Ontology annotation, cellular component: plasma membrane; membrane raft. Lineage: Eukaryota; Metazoa; Chordata; Actinopteri; Moronidae. The coding region runs from base 343 to 1710 and encodes 455 amino acids.
CCCAGCAGCGUCCUGCCUGGCGGAGCUCGCAGCGGAGCAGAUGAACAGCUCCGUGUCUCUCGCGUCUAGAAAAAUGUGCGCAGGGUGAAGAAGGAGUAGCAGCUCUGUGUCUCUGUAGCCUCCACACACACACACACACAUACACCGCUGACACUUCUCUGCGGCAGCACUGCGAGCUUCACGAGGAGGACGGGCGAAACACACACUCAACCACUUUCUGCCGCUGAAUGCUGAUUUCUAGCGGAUAGUGCUCCUUUCGCUGGCGAGGCCAACCUGACUAAUCAUCCAAGGUGUCAAGACAGUACCUGUCAGAUGUCCUCUCUUCCCACAGUGUGAUGCGUCAUGGCUCCAGUGCUGAGUGGAGUGUGGUGGGGGCCGGAGGCGGGUGUCGUCGGGUCGGGGGCGGCAGCUGCUACUGGGGUGGCGUCUUGGCUGGGCAGUGGGCAGCUGGUCCUGGCCAUCAUCCUCAGCACCCUUACCGCCCUGCUGCUGGUCUCUGUGCUGCUGCUUCUAUGUGCUAGCUGCCAGGGUCAGAAGAAGGCAGCCAAUGGACACCCAGCAGGAGACCAUGAGAACCUCAUGAAUGGAGUGUCGGAGAAAGAGACAAUCAGCCAGUCAGCAGACAGUCCAGCGACUGAUGUGGCCGUCAGCACCUCUCACAAUGGUCCUCUAACCAGCGGUACAAUCCUCACAGACACACAGGACACCAGUCCACAGCCGUCAGAGGACAUGCUCUCCAGCCAAUCAGAGCUCAGGUCCUCCAAGUGUCCUCAGGACCGUGAGCUUCCCAGCAUUCCUCCCAACAACGCCCUUAUUGGGGACGGACCCCCAGCCUCAGGGGACAGCACCUAUGAGGUGGUGAAAGAGAUUGCUGUGGCUUCACGUGACGUCAGCGUCGAAGACUCCCUGUACGAGACGGUUAAGGAACUCAAAGACCCCCCAACGCAGCUCGGCCUCCCCAACGGUACCGUCCAGCUGAGCUCCGAUGAACCUCACCAUCAUCCCUCUGCCCAUCUCAACGGCCACCUUAGCCCCUCCACACCUGAGCGGGGGCCCCUGUGCACAGGGGUGGAGUACGCCUCCAUCGACCUGAAUAAGAAGAGCCGUCACAGCGCGGACAUGGAGGCCAAAAGGCGCUCUGAUAAUGCCAGCGUUCCCUCCCACAGGCCUCUGGAGGAGCCAGAGGAGGACUUGCCUCCACCGGUACCAGAGAAGGUUCUGGAUGAAAAUGACAACCAGCCUGUGGUGAUGAAUGGGCUGGCGGGGGCUGGGCUGCACAAUGGAGAGUUACACUCCCCUCUGUCUCCUGCACCAGGGUUCGACAACCACAUUCUGUCAGACAAUGAGUCAGCAGUGUACUCUACAGUCAACAAAACAAACUGUGAAGAUGCUGUGAAUGAGGAAGAUAAAGAGCACGACUACAGCAGCAUCGCAGAGAUCAAAGGUCUCGUCACAGCCUCUUCCUCGAGCGACCUCUACGCCACCGUCCGAGAUAUCUACACCCAGCCCGAUGAACCCAAACUGGGGGAAGACCCCAACUUGGAAAGCAUGGACCCCGGCUACGAAACCAUCCGCAUCCGAAAGACUAGUAGCUCGGAUGACGACCACAGGGCCGGGGUAGGAGCGGAGGGGUCAGAUGCUGGCAAGGCAGAACCCGACUACGAGAGCGUCGGAGAGUUGGGUCUGGGCCGUGAAACGUCCCGCCUCUAAGUUUUCCCCCCUCGUCAUCUUCAUCCGUGUCGGUUUGGGAGAAGCUUCCUCUCUGACGGCUUACAGACGUCCCUGUAGUGCUUUGAACCGCCUUCCAAGCAUGCAUUUGGUGCAUGACUUGGGUGGGGGAAUGGCUCACCACAGCAUCUAUCAUCAACGCAUGAGUGUCCUCUUUACAGCUUGGGUACGGUUUAUCAUAUCUGAACUUUUAAUUUAUCAACCAGGGUGAAUGUCAUUGGUACUGGUAGGCCUGCUAAAAAAAAUGAACUGUAGUACCUCAGUCAUUGGGCAUUAAUCAUUAAUCAUGGAGGAGUGCACUUUGGAUCAUCAUUAAAUUCCUCUUUUGUCUUUUUUGACAUGUUUUAACACUUGAAUGUGAAAAAGUUCAAAUAAAUAAACUAUCAAAUAAAUAUCAAAUCAGAGCACACGUGCAGAAUUUUAAGGUGUUAAGCCGAGGACACUUAUCAGUGCCUGUCAUAUAAAAAUUUUAAAAAAGACACCAAGAAUUCAGUGCCAUAUAAUCAUGAAAUUCAUGCACUUACUGUACACACGAAGGUAACAUUAUUUCCUCCACUUCUGCAGCUGCUUGUGACUUUCUAGCUCGCUCCAGAUGACUUUCAGUGUUUUAUUGUGUCAGAUGGUGAAUUUCUUGGCUGUUCUUUGUCUGGUUGGCAGCACCUCCACUGUGGAUUCUCUGCUUGAAAUUCCUGUGAAUGGGUUUUAGGCAUCGAAAGCAAAAGCCAGACUUAUCUGUGACCAAAUGCUUAGCAGAAAACAAACAUAGCAUUUAAUACAAACUGCAAACGCAAGGGUUGAACAUGUUACAGGACAGGAGAAAUUAAUCACCUAGAACCAAAAUGGAUACCAGAGAUGAGAGGAAAGGCUGGCGGUUUCACACGAGUUUGUGGUUUUCACAAUACAUUUCAAAAAGCAUUUUUAGAUGUUUUACAGUCCAUGUCAAGGUUUUUUGUGAGAUUCAUAUUUAUUUGAAGAUGCAUAUUGUUGUGUAAUUGUGAAAUGUUACAGAGUGUGUUUGUAAGAGAAGAGUAAAAUAGGGUUUUAUAGAAGUUUCUAGCAUUUUUAUUAAGAUACUAAAUGAAAGUGAUUUGUGAGAUGACAGUUUUAAAGGUACGCUUUCCCCUGGCUUUUUUUAUCCAUUGUUUUUAAAACACAUAGAUAUGACGAGACCUAUGAUGAGACCAUGUUUUUCUUUUUUCUUUUCUCAUUUGCACAGGGGUCAAAACAAAUAUAAAAGAUGUGUAAUGUACAAACUUGCAUUAUUAAUGCGACUCUGUAUUUUUUGGUUGGUUGUCAUGUAUUUUAAGCCUACUCCUGGUACAGUAUACAGUCUUCAGUUGGCAUCCUGGAUGAUUUUAAAGCACAAGGAUUGAUAUCAUGGUACUGCAUUUAAAUACAGCUUAUCAAAAGCAUCAUCACAGUCUAGUUAUAUCUGCACAAUUUGAACAUCGGAUGCUUUUGAAGUUAGUAGAAGCACUCUGAGAAAAACAUAUCUGUCUGCUUGUAGCUUGUACUGACGACAUGCCAACCAAGGCUUGUAUAUAGUUAGAGCACUAUUUUAACCAACUGUUACUUGCUGGAAGUUUUAUGUAAGCUUUUACUUAUUUGUACAAUGUCCAGAGUGGUAUCAUUUUAAACUAAGCCUGUUAAGAGCACUGAUGUAUGUCUGCAUUGUUUUAAGGAAAACUGAAACCCUGCUUUUCACCUUGUAUUGUUACUCAAAGCUGUCAAAUAGCUUUUGAGCUCUGAGUAGUAACCAAUCAAAUGUCGGAAAUAUGGUACAAUGUUUUGGUACAUGCAUUUUAAGAAACAGUAAGUGUGGUACUUUUAUUUAAAAAAAAAAAAAAAAAGAAUUAAUGUCUCAGUACUGUUGUUUGAUGUUUGUUUUCAGAUUAACAGGGCCAACGCUUUUUGCUGUAAAUAUCUCUUUUACCGCUACAGUAUCUCUUGUCUUUGCAGAAAAAGAAAAAAAAUGGUGUCAUUUGUUUCCACCCACAUCAAAAUAUUACAGCCUUACAGUAUCUCCAGCCUUAGUUCAUGUUUCAUUAGACAUGCAGGAGCUUGUUGCUGGUUCAGACAAACACAGCCAGCUCAAGCUGACUGGCAUUAGAUUCAUAAAUGGUAUCAUACAUUUGAAAUGCUGUUGAUUAUCCUAGCAAUGCUACUGUGAAAGAGGACUUUAAAUGUAUUCCACUCCCAGUAUUUUAAUAACAAAAAUGGGUAAAUUAAGCCCCCCGAAAAAUAAUAAUUUCUGCAUAGAGGUAAUUAUUAUUAUUAUUACACCAGAAAAGAUAAAAUACAAACCACUAUUCCUACCAACUGAUGUGCCUGUGUAUCAGGGUGGUGCCAUCAUUUAGAUAUAAUGGUGUUCACAGAAUGCUAUAAAUGACCUCUAAGGAAAUUAUCUGUCAAAGGGGGGCGUUUUAGUGCCAAAUCUAAUCAGGACAAUACACACACAGAUGCAGUUAAUAGAUACUUACCUAAAAUCACUUAUGCUAUCUAGCUGUCUGUCUUAGUCACACACACACACACACGCACACGCACACACACACACACACACCCCUUCAGGGAAUGGGGGUGUGGUACGGUUUUGGAGAUGCUCCCUCACUGCCUCUCCUUCAGCUGUGCUACUUCUGUAAUGAGACCAUUUGUUCCCCCUACAACCAGACAACUCCAUGGUGACACCUGCCUUUGAUCACAGGGCAAAGCCUGUUUUGGACUUUAUGGCCACAUCUGUCACUCCGCUCUGUCCGAUUUCCAUUCUCUGCAUGUAAAUAUUUUAUGACAUUAAUUGUUCUAUUAAAAUAUAUAUAUAAUAAA